AAGGCUUCAUCACUCAUGACUGGCAUCCUCCUCUCACACCUGGUCACUGCGCUCUGAACUUCUCACUCCUUCCUCAGCAGCACCACUUAUCUGCCUGACCCCGGGGGUGCCACAGCAGCAGUCUUCAAAGCUGAUUCUUCUUAGAGAGAUAUGAAGAUACUGGGCCAGCUUGCUUUCUUGCUUUUGCUCGGGGGAAUCUGGUGUCAGAACAACCGUAAUGCUAAAGCUAGUGGAAAGGCCACCAAGAAGUCUGGUGGGAACCAAGGAGGUGAAGUUGGCCAGUCACCCCCCACGGUUGAUCUGACUCCUAGAGGAACUGGGGGCAGUGGAAACACUGGGGGCACUGGAAGCACAAGAGGCACUGGAGGCACGGCUGAAGCAGGACGGGAGGGCGCCGCUGCAGCUCGAGCAGCUGGACAACAGACAGAUGAUAUGAGGCUGCACUUCCUCAAGAACACCCAAGUUACGUGUAAUGAUGGAACAGCCGCUGGGUUUUACCUAAAGGAGUUCAGAGGAAGCCGCCGAUGGCUGUUAUUCCUGGAAGGUGGCUGGUGCUGCUACAGCAAAGAGACCUGUGAUUCCAGGUACCAAAAUAUUCCCCGACUAAUGAGCUCAUCGGGGUGGCCCCAAACAAAAAGAGGAACUGGAAUACUGUCUUCUCAAGCGGAGGAAAACCCACACUGGCAUAAUGCAAACAUUGUUUUCAUCCCGUACUGUUCAAGUGAUGUAUGGAGUGGUACUGGGCCUGCCCCAACUCCUCCUCCGAGGCCACGACAAGGCAGAGAGAAAGAAAGAGAGAGAAAUGCAAACGCAACUGAGUAUACCUUCAUGGGAUCCCUGAUCAUCCGCGAGGUCAUCAAAGACCUCAUCCCCAAAGGAAUCAAGCUGGCCAAGGUUGUAAUGCUGUCUGGCACAAGUGCGGGCGGGACAGGUGUUUUGCUGAACAUUGAGAGGGUGGCCAGUCAGCUGGAGCAGCUCGGUGCAGAGGCUCAGGUCCGAGGCCUCGUGGACUCUGGCUGGUUUAUAGAGAGUAAGCAGCAGAGAUCACCUAAUUGUCCUGAGACUGUUUCCUGCUCACCCGAAGAUGCCAUCAAGAUAGGACUCAGGCUGUGGAACGGUGUUGUGCCUGAUAGAUGUCGGCAGCUCUAUAAGAGAGGAGAAGAGUGGCAGUGCUUCUUUGGACACAAACUUUACUCUACCUUGACCUCCCCACUGUUUGUUGUGCAGUGGCUGUUUGAUGAGGAGCAGUUGAGGGUGGAGAACAUCUACAUGGGAGGACAGACUCUGUCUGAGGAGCAGUGGCAGUACAUACAGAACCUGGGCAGGGAGCUCAAGAACUCCCUGAGAGAUGUCACGGCUGUAUUUGCCCCAUCCUGCCUCUCCCACACAGUGAUCACUAAAAGUAACUGGAUGAGUUUCCAAGUUAGAGGCACCUCUCUGCCACGGGCACUGCAGUGCUGGGACAGGAGUCUGGACGCAACGCGCAACAACAGGACCCCUGCCAAAGGUUGUCCUUUCCACCUGGUGGACACCUGUCAGUCGCCCCAGUGCAACCCCACUUGCCCGGCCUUGGUGGACCAGGCCACCCAGCAGGAGCUCACCCUGCUCCAGAUGCUAGUAGCCAUGGGCCUUGACCUCCAGAAACUGGCCUUGGAACCCCAGGGAGAUGAAGAUUCUCUCGCUAGCAUGGUCAGCAAUGGUGGCUAAGUGUAAAAGUGGACUGCAGCUUAAGAGAUGGCCAGGCAAAGGCUUAAGAGGAAAAGAAUGUGUUGAAAUUUUAAUGUAACCAUAGAAAUAGUACAGAAAUCUGGUUACUACAUCUUGUGCUGCUCAGCAUUCCAUAAUGCUCCGUGUGUGUUAAAUUGGUGACUUGGCUGGUGGGUAUGUCACUGUGUCUGGGUCUGAGUGGUUUGGCUCUCCCUCUACUGGACACAAGAGGAAAGAGCUUUAGGCCUAAACUAAACUGUUUCAGUUGUACUGGUUGAAGAGCUUUGAGUUUUAGCGGAUGGCCAAGUUUAUUUACCUAACAGUCAUACUUUUGAUUAGUUAUUGAUAUAUUUCUGUGUAGGCCAGCAGGAGAUGAAACUACAAUAAUUUGUUCUCAUGCAUAGUGGAUAAUCUAUAAAAAAUAUAUACGUCCUGUUUAGCUAAUUGACAUGUGAAGUGUACAAUAAAAAGAAUCUGUGGUUAUUCAUUGCUCAGCUGUUAGAAUGCAAAGACAUAAUAAAGAUGACGUAUUGCAAUUCUUUGUCAUUGUCAACAUUAAAGACCAGCUUUUUUCAUAAUGUCAUGCUAGUUUUGCCAGGCAUUUACAGAUGCUACUGUAAUUGUAUGUUUUUAUUUUCAUCUAGGUACUGUAGUAACUAUGUCAUAUGAUAAGGAUUUGAUGAGAAUUGUAUCUGCUGAUAAUAUGUAUCAGAUUGAGAUGUUGCAAAUGUUGAA
Molecule: messenger RNA, 2442 nt
Organism: Seriola aureovittata
Lineage: Eukaryota; Metazoa; Chordata; Actinopteri; Carangiformes; Carangidae
Gene: notum2
Product: notum pectinacetylesterase 2
Exons: 12
Coding region: 151-1707 (518 amino acids)
Molecular function (GO): hydrolase activity
Source: RefSeq, a predicted model, not a curated record